UGUUCCGCGGCUGCAGCAACGCCCCCUGCUGCCAGGCGCGGCUGGUUGCCCGCAUGAAUGGAGCGGCGGAGGGGGCGGGCCCGCGCGCGCCUGGGCGGGGCAUUGUGGGUAAAAGGAAGCGCGAGGGCCCUCCCCGCUCGCUCCCCCCACGUGUCCGCCGAGUUUCUCCACCAGCAACAUGGCCGCUGCCUGAGAGGAGAGCCGGGCCGCCGCCGCCUGUGUAACCCGCGGGUACCUGGGCCCUUGCCGCCGCCCGCGAGCGGGCCCGUCGGAGAGGUAGCUGUCCAGUUUUCCCAGCACCACUUAUUGAAGAGGCUGUCUUUUCUCCAUUAUCGAGUCCAAGGACUGCACGGCUGGCUCCCCCCUAGUAUGGCCAAUGAAGAGGAUGACCCAGUCAUACAGGAGAUCGACGUGUACUUGGCCAAAAGUCUGGCAGAGAAGCUCUAUCUGUUUCAGUACCCUGUGCGUCCAGUCUCGAUGACCUACGAUGACAUUCCGCACCUCUCAGCCAGGAUCAAGCCCAAGCAGCAGAAGGUGGAGCUUGAGAUGGCCAUCGACACGCUGAAUCCCAACUAUUGCCGCAGCAAAGGGGAGCAGAUCGCGCUGAACGUGGACGGGGCCUGCGCUGACGAGACCAGCACAUACUCCUCGAAGCUGAUGGACAAGCAGACGUUCUGCUCUUCCCAGACCACCAGUAACACGUCCCGUUAUGCUGCUGCGCUCUACAGGCAAGGUGAGCUCCACCUGACACCUUUACAUGGCAUCCUGCAGCUGCGGCCCAGCUUCUCCUACCUGGAUAAGGCAGAUGCCAAGCACCGUGAGAGGGAGGCAGCCAACGAGGCGGGAGACUCUUCACAGGACGAGGCAGAAGAAGAUGUGAAGCAGAUCACGGUGCGGUUCUCCCGGCCUGAGUCGGAGCAGGCCCGCCAGCGCCGCGUGCAGUCCUACGAGUUUCUGCAGAAGAAGCAUGCUGAGGAGCCCUGGGUCCACCUGCACUACUACGGCCUGAGGGACAGCCGCUCUGAGCAUGAGCGCCAGUACCUGCUGUGCCAGGGCUCCAGCGGGGUUGAGAACACAGAGCUUGUCAAGUCACCCAGUGAGUACCUCAUGAUGCUGAUGCCUCCCAGCCAGGAGGAGGAGAACAGAGACAAACCCGUGGCCCCCAGCAAUGUCCUGUCCAUGGCCCAGCUGCGCACCCUGCCCCUGGCUGAUCAGAUCAAGAUCCUGAUGAAGAAUGUGAAGGUCAUGCCUUUUGCCAACUUGAUGAGCCUCCUGGGCCCCUCCAUCGACUCUGUGGCUGUUCUGCGUGGCAUCCAGAAGGUGGCGAUGUUAGUCCAAGGAAACUGGGUGGUGAAGAGUGACAUCCUGUACCCCAAGGACUCUUCUAGCCCUCACAGCGGCGUGCCUGCUGAGGUGCUCUGCAGGGGCCGAGACUUUGUUAUGUGGAAGUUCACGCAGAGCCGGUGGGUGGUAAGGAAAGAGGUGGCAGCGGUGACUAAACUCUGCGCGGAAGACGUGAAGGACUUUCUGGAGCACAUGGCCGUAGUGAGGAUCAACAAGGGCUGGGAGUUCAUGCUGCCUUAUGACGGGGAGUUCAUCAAGAAGCAUCCAGAUGUGGUCCAGCGGCAGCACAUGCUGUGGACGGGCAUCCAGGCCAAAUUAGAAAAAGUUUAUAAUCUUGUGAAGGAAACCAUGCCAAAGAAGCCGGAUGGACAAUCAGGGCCUGUCGGGCUGGUCUCUGGGGACCAGCGGGUCCAAGUCGCCAAAAGACAGGCCCAGCAGAACCACGCGCUGCUGGAGCGGGAGCUGCAGCGGAGGAAGGAGCAGCUGCGGGCGUCCUCGGCCCCGCCCGGUGUGCCGCCCGGUGUGCUGCCCGGUGUGCGGGUCAAGGAGGAGCCCAUGAGUGAGGAGGGGGAGGAAGAGGAAGAGCGGGGAGCAGAGGAGGAUGAGCGGCCCGCGCACACCUCGCCCGGUGGUGGCCUCCACAGCAGGCUGGCCAACGGGCUGCCUGCUGGGCGGGCGGCAGGCGGGGACAGCUUCAACGGGCACCCGCCCUCAGGCUCUGCCGGUACCCCCGUGGCCCGGGAGCUGAGGGCCUUCGUGGAGGCCACCUUUCAGAGACAGUUUGUGCUCACGCUGAGCGAACUCAAGCGCCUCUUCAACCUGCACUUAGCCAGCCUGCCCCCCGGCCACAUGCUCUUCAGCGGCAUCUCGGACCGCAUGCUGCAGGACACGGUGCUGGCCGCCGGCUGCAAGCAGAUACUGGUGCCUUUUCCCCCACAGACGGCUGCUUCCCCGGAUGAGCAGAAGGUGUUCGCCCUCUGGGAGUCUGGAGACAUGAGUGACCAGGUGAUUGUUUCCCGUAAUAACAUGUUUUUGCUACUAAAGCAUCGACAGGUUUUGCUUGAAAUUUUUUCCAAAAAUUACCGGGUACGCCGGAACAUGAUCCAGUCUCGGCUGACUCAAGAGUGUGGAGAAGAUCUGAGUAAACAGGAGGUGGAUAAAGUGCUAAAGGACUGCUGUGUAAGCUAUGGUGGCAUGUGGUACCUUAAAGGGACAGUACAGUCUUGACAAUAGUUGCAAACCACUAACCCAGUGAAUUCAAGCCCAAGGAAGGACGGCAGAGCCAGCAGAGGUGGAAGUAGAGUCUCGAUUGCUUCAGAAGACUUGGAGCAAGAGGAACUGACCAUCUCGUGGCCUGUGGCAUUGCACUGUCCAGUGGACAGAGGGGAUCAUACUCAGCCAGUGGCAGGGUCAGCUUAAGUUAGACCGCUCCCAGAAGAGACCAGCUGGGACCUUCUCUGCAGUACAGUUUGAAAUUCCUGAUGUAUUUUGUUUAUUAUUUGGUUUCAUUCUCAUAAUAAAGAGAGUGUAUACUGACAUGGGCAGGAUGAUGAAAAUCAUGGUUUAAUAUUUUACUUUCAAACUUAAUGCCAACAAGGUCUAAGUUAUGUUUACAAGACAACCUCAAGGUUUUUAAUAUUUAAAAUGCCUAGAAGCCAAUAUUAAGUCUUCAAUUAUCUAUCUGCUAAGAUUUCUGCCAAUUUCGUUAAACAAACCAAAUUGUUUUACUGUUGGUUUCCUGUGGCCAUUUUACCUUUUAAAACAACCUACUUUAUGUAGCAGUCUCAACUGUUUACAUGAACCAUAGCAAAAAAUCAGAAUCAAAUCCAUUUAUUCUUAAAUGUUUGCAUAAGGAUGCAAGCAAAACCAGGUAAGUAUGGAACAAUGUAUAAGUGAGGUCAUCACACUUUGAUGUAAAGAAUUUAUAUUUUGUGUAUUUUUAAAAUAAAUGCUAACACUAAUGUGGCAUCAUGGUGCUGUUGUCUUCAAAUGGUUACAAGAAGGCAAUGCUCUCUGUGGUUUCAAAGCCUUGUAUGUACACCAGAGGGAAGAGAGCCAGCAGCACUGCCCAGUAGUGCUGUGCAGUCACGUAUGUAAUGGUAAAAUUUUCUGGUAGACACAUUAAGAUAGUAAAGAAACUGGUUAAAUUUUAAUGUAUUUGAUUGAUUUAGCCUAAUAUAUCUAAAACAUCAACAUGUAAUAUUAAUAUUUUCUUGGUACAAAGUUUUCAAGAUCUGGUAUCUUAUAACUAACUAACUCUCACAAUUGGACUAGCUACAGUUUAGGUACUUGGCACAUGUGGCUCAUAGUGACUACUGGACAGCGCAGCCCUUAGAGGAUUAUGAAAAAAUAGGAGUAAGCCGGAUCGGGCUAGAUGUGAAAAUUUUGCUACAGUAAGAAGACGUUUGCCAUGGUCUAUUUUGGGCAAUAGAGCCACUACUAUCUGAAGGUUCAGAUGAUGGUCUACGUGUAUGUACCCGCCCCCCCCCCCAAAAAAAAAAUUAAGAAAGAAAAGAGAAACAUCUAAUAUUUGGUAAUGUAGUUUAGCAGGCUGAUUGUAUAUUAUGUUCUUGGUUCUAAUUGUUAACAUAUACGAGUCUGAAAAGAGUAAAAAAACUUCCAAAAUUUUUCUGGAGUGUGUCCAGCUAUCAUAUAAUACUACCAAGGGGAGGGCCCCUUGUGGUACAGCAGAGACUGAGCAGAGCAGAACUGGCAGGGGUUGGGGGAGUCAGGCUCAGUAGGGAGUCAAAGCCUUAAACACUAAUAAAGAGAGAUGAGUUAAACCCUGAAUUCAAAUAGCUAGGAAAAUGAUAAAGAACAUAGGAAAUGUUUAAAAAAAAAAUGAGGUGAAAAAUGAAUGUAAAGUAAGAUAUAUCAAUAGUUACCAGUGAAGGAAAAUGGCACAAGCUUGUAUAGAUAGUGAGAUGGGAAAAGUUAGAGCAUUUAGAUGAUUUAUAAGGAAAAUAUAAAUUACUGAAAGUGGUUGGAAAGAAAUUGCAACAGAGCAAUUAUUAGAGAAGAAAAGGGCCAGGGAUUUUCAUAGUUGAAUUAUAUCAAAUCUUUAUGCGGUAACACAAGGGUUAAACUUCAGCAUGUAAUAGGCCCCCAAAUUCUUAUCAAAGGAUUAAUUUAAAAACUUGACAAAGAUAGCAUGAUAUGAAUAAAAAUCCUAAGUAGUGGAUUCCAAUGGCAUGUUAAAGAAGUAAGUCAGUCAACCAUAAAAUGUCUAUACAAGGGUGAUAUCCGGGCAUUUCCUCUAAGAUCAGGAACAAGGCAAGGAUGCCUACCAUAAUUACUUCUGUUUAACAUAGUGUCGGAAGUCCUAGCUAGACCAAUUAGGCAAGAAGAAGAAAAAAAUUGGAAAAGAAGAAGUAAAAUUAUGUUUGCAGGUGGUAUGAUCUUAUAUGUAGAAAACUAAAGAUUUCACAAAAAGUCUGUUCCAAUGAGUUCAGCAAAGUAGCAGGAAACAAAGUCAACACAAAAAUCAGUUGCAUUUCGGGCUUCCCUGGUGGCGCAGUGGUUGCGCGUCCGCCGGGUUCGCGCCCCGGUCUGGGAGGAUCCCACAUGCCACGGAGCGGCUGGGCCCGUGAGCCAUGGCCGCUGAGCCUGCGCGUCCGGAGCCUGUGCUCCGCAACGGGAGAGGCCACAGCAGAGGAAGGCCCGCAUACCACAAAAAAAAAAAAAAAAAAAAAAAAUCAGUUGCAUUUCUGCACACUAACAAGGAACAAUCUAAAAAGGAAAUUACAAAAACAAUUCCAUUUACAAUGGCAUCAAAAAAAUAAAAUAUUUAGUAAUUGCCCAAGGAGGUAGAAGAUUUGUAUGAUGAGAACUACAAAACAUUGCUGGAAGAAAUUAAAGAAGACAAACGGAAACACAUGUUCAUGGAUUGGAAGAGUCAAUAUUGUUAAAAUGUCUACAGACUCAAUGCAAUCCCUAUCAAAAUCCCAAUGAUGUUUUUUGCAGGAAUAGAAAAACCCAUCCUAAUAUUCAUAUGGAAUCUCAAGGGACACCGGAUAGUCAAAACAAUCUUGAAAAAGAACAAAACUGGAGGACUCACACUUCCUGAUUUCAAAACUCACUACAAAGCUACAGUGAUCAUAAGGGCAAAUAGACCAAUGGAGUAGAGAGAGCCCUGAAAUAAACCCUAAUAUAUAUUGUCAAAUGGGAAAGGGCAGUCUUCAACAAAUGGUGCUGGGAAAACUAGACAUCUUCAUGCCAAAGAGUAAGUCUGGACCCUGACCUAACAUCACAGAAAAAGUCAACUCAAAAUGGAUCAAGGACCUUGAUGGAAGAUCUAAAACAAAACUUUUAGAAGAAAACAACUAAAGCAUUACUACACCGGAUUUGGCAAUCGUUUCUUGCUAUGACACCAAAGGCACAAGUGACAAAAAAUAGACAAAUUGGACUUGGUGAAAAUUUUAAAAUUUUAUGCAUCAAAAGACUCAACAGAGUAAAAAGGCAACCCACAGAAUGGGAGAAAAUACUUAGAAAUCAUAUCAUCUAAUGAGAGAUUAAUAUCCAGAUUAUAUAGAGAACUAAAACUCAACAAGAUAACCCAAUUCAAAAAUGGGCAAAGGACUGGAGCAGACAUUUAUUCAAAGCCUGGUACAAGCUGGGGGGGCCCUGAGGUGGUCCUGGCAGGCCAGCCGGAGCACUAGGUGGUCUUCAAUCUGUAGCCUCCACACUGAGACUGGGAGCAAGCAAGUGUGCAUGCUGUUCAAGAGCAGAAUCCCGGUUACUUACAGCCGUCUGGUAAGACCCACCGGUUUUCAAGCCAGCUAAUGGGGCUUAUCUCAGUGUCGGACCCCAGGGCUGGGGUGCCUGAUAUGUGGCUUGAACACCUUGCUCCCCAGGGCGGAUCCCUGAGCCUGCCCUGUGAUAUCCCCUCUUCUGGGUCACCCACUAUGGGCACAGGCCUGACUA
Molecule: messenger RNA, 6267 nt
Organism: Physeter macrocephalus (sperm whale)
Lineage: Eukaryota; Metazoa; Chordata; Mammalia; Artiodactyla; Physeteridae
Gene: POLR3E
Product: RNA polymerase III subunit E
Exons: 22
Coding region: 58-2571 (837 amino acids)
Biological process (GO): tRNA transcription by RNA polymerase III
Cellular component (GO): RNA polymerase III complex; nucleus
Source: RefSeq, a predicted model, not a curated record